Molecule: messenger RNA, 1252 nt
Organism: Microbotryum saponariae
Lineage: Eukaryota; Fungi; Basidiomycota; Microbotryomycetes; Microbotryales; Microbotryaceae
Source: the annotation of a GenBank genome assembly
AUGGACGGUGUUCGUGAUACUUUCGUCAAUGAGCGAUACGUCGCUCGUCAUCGUCUCCCCCACCAGCGCUUCAACCGAUACUGGCUGUGAGUGCAGGCUGGCACUCCCUCCCCACUCGCGCUCCGUCAAUUCACGUGGCGCGAGUGAGAUUCACGCUCUAACCCCUCAACAAGUGCUCCUCUCGUCUUGAACAGAAAUGCAGGUUACUCAGACGUCCAAGCCACCGUUCGCAUCGACUCGCUGCCGAUCGAGAUCGAGGAGACUCGGGUACUCAAGAAUCCCGAGUGGACGCUCGAGGGCAGGGCCAAGGUCGAGAUGGGGUCGACGUUGAGCAUCAUUUUGAGGGAUGACAGGUGUACGCAUUGGGUGAGUGGAGACGACUUAUCAUCGUACUAAGGAAAAAGCUGAGGAGAAGUGACAUUGACGUGGAUGUAUGCGUCGCUUAUUGAACUGAUAGGCGGGGAUUUACGUCGCCAUGUGGAUCAACGGGAACAUGUGAGUUCGUCAACGACCCCACAGAACGCCAAACAACUCAUACAUCUAAAUCAAACAGGGUCUACUCCGAAGCCCUCAAUCGCAACCACCCUCGACUCAACGGCUACGUCUGGUCCGAUGACCGAGCUUUCGUCUUCACAGGAGACAAGGUCAGAACCUCCUUCUUCCUUCCCAACCGGGACUCCACAGCAAAAACCUUAAUGUUUACAGUACGAUGGGUCGAGAUUAUAGCCCUUCAUUUUCACCGAAGAACACGAAGUGAUUUCGGUCAGAGUCGGUAUCUACAGCAUCAAGGGCGGAGACAACGGGAUCGAGUAAGUUUUCUCGCUUCAAAACAGUGGAGGAGUGACUACUCAUCAACUCGCCCCUCUGACACCUGAAUCCUAGUUUUAUCCCCAUGGCAUGGACCUACUUGUACCCCGAUCGACCCCCUCUCUUCUCCUUUCUCUUCGAGCUAGAAUGUGUUCGUACGUCCUGAUCCCUGUCAUCUUCUUCACUCCUUUCUUCCAUCCCCCACUGACGAAUCUCCUUCUCCCGUACAGCUCCGACAGAGAAAAUACCACCUCCCUCCAACAACCGACCACCUCGUCAAGUGUCCACCACGACGACGUCGCAACGCAAGAAGCCCAAGAAGCGCAAGGACUCUGGAUUUGGUCCAGGGGCCGAUGACGAGGACGAUUAUGAGGAGAACAGUGAGGUCUAUGAUGAAGUCGAGGCGUAUCUUCGACAACUUGAUAGUGGAAGUGACGAAGAAUAA